Strigops habroptila (Kakapo) is the source of this 1578-nucleotide messenger RNA. RefSeq names its product spidroin-1-like. The coding region runs from base 938 to 1336 and encodes 132 amino acids. The record is from RefSeq and is a predicted model, not a curated record. The transcript has a single exon. NCBI's taxonomy places the organism in Eukaryota, Metazoa, Chordata, Aves, Psittaciformes, Psittacidae.
AAAGAUGGUGUAGGCAAACACCGCAUAAAAUCCUUCAAAACAGUGGUAAAAUAUUUCCAAACAGAUUUUAUCUCCCACAAAGUGAAGGCCCAAAGGAGCCGAAUACAGAAACUGACCUCAUUUUUCACUCUCAGGUUCUAACGUCCAGCAGCCAUGCACCUUCCACCACCAAUCGGCUCCCUCAAAUCUGGUCUAUGGGCACAGGCCGAUCUGCAAAAGCACCAGGCAACAUCUGGCUUGGCUUCUCCCACCGAACACAAAGAUGGGAUUUGGCUUCCCAGCGGCACCAACUCUUUAUUUAAGCAGGAAAAGCGUAGCCCCCAGGCCUCUCCUGUAUGCUCCAGAAUCCGAUUCCCAACAGGAGACUGUGCGGUCACCUCAGAGGCAUUAGUGCCAGCAGUCACGAGGGGUCAGGGCCAUGCAGAACGGCUAUGUAAAGGAAGGAAUUUAGAGCAAAUUUAGAGCAAGACUACGUAUUCUCCCCCAGACCGCAGCUAAAGACGUCAAUUAUUGCUGUGCAGCCCUAAGCGACAACGGGUUAUUUUGGGCAGACACCAGUCCAAACCGCUGCCGGUGGCGGCAGCCCUUCUGUGGGACGACGGCUGUCGGUGAAGCACUGAGUGAAAGCACGGCAUGGAAACGCGGACCCCGCGUUUCAGAACACGCUAUCUCAGUGCCUUCACUGUGAGCUGCUCUGCUCUGCCAUAUCCUGUCACCAGAGCGCAAAAGGCGGAGAGAGGUGACGGGACGGGACCGGACCCGCUCAACCCAGCGCCGCCGCCCCGCCGCACAGGGGCCGCUUGGCGCGGAGCACGCCGGGAGCUGUAGUCCCGCAGCCCCGCGGCCUCAUUCCCGCUCUGCCGGCUGCCACCGUCUGCGCUGCAUCCCCUCCGCCCCGCGGUGUCCCGGCGGGCCGCCCUGUUCGCCCUCACCGGGCAUGCAGGGACUGCUGCGGCGGCUUCUCCCAGCGCUUUACGCGGCGCGGCCGGUGGCGGCCCGCGCCCUCCUCGCCCGGCGGGCUGUGCCCGCGUUCCCGCGCCUCAUGGCGCUGCGGCCGGCGGCGGGAGCCGGAGAAGGAGAAGGCGGCGGCGGCGGCGGCCUCUUGAGCGCAGGCGGCGCGACCCCGGAGCACGGUGAGGAGGCGGCGGGGAAAGGGGCAGGCGCUUGCGAGGCCCGGGAUCCACCUCUCCGGCCGGCUGCGGGCGGCUGCAGAGGGAGAGGCGGGAGAGGUGAGCCCCGGGCCUCGCAGGCGCCUCAGCGCGGUCCGGGCGCCCUCCGGUGCCGAGGGGCGGCGUGUGGGUCUGACGGCCCCCUCUGCCGUUGCUGCCGCCUGUGAGGCGUUAAACGGUCACGUUGGGCAGAGCGGCGGUAGAAACUAUGGCUUGUAUGGGCAUAUCCAGGGAUUGGAUGGAAAGGUCUCACAGCAGCGGCUGUGGAGAUCGUAGGGGAAAAGGAUUCAACCUAAGUGCGGGCUGUCGCUAAAAAGUCUGGGGUUUGUUUUCCCUGCCUGCCGUGCUCUGUCCCUGGGCUUGUAUUCAGUGCAAACAUCUGACCUGGCCGAAUACUAAAUCUGCAGGU